AUGCCACACCGAGUCGCCAACUUCUUUCGCUCGUCGAAUGACAGCAUCACCAACAACAUUAAGGCUUCUGUCCAACGCCGAAAAAGCCCCGGCGCAAGAACACGCACUACCACAUCGCGAGAGGGGUCCACACGAAGUAUAUCGUACGCCUCGUCAAUAGAGGACGACGCCGAACAGGACCACGCCCAAAGCAGAUUCCACUCGACUAUUUUUGCACCACCAGUCAAGAUGCCGGAAUCGGCCAAAGAGAAGGAGGCGGCCCACCACCACCGCCUGAGUUUUCCAGGGUUGCACCUUGGCGGCUCCAAAUCUUCCAAGGAUCAGACCCAACAUCCCAGUGCGUCAUUAGGAUGGAAAAUCGAGUCCCCCCCUGCAGUCAUGUACGGCGACACGGAAACCAGCACCGGUGCACUGGUGUCGGGUCAGAUGCAAUUGGCUGUCAAGGAGGACUUUGAAGUGGAGAGUUUCGAGGCGUGGUUGUAUAUCCAUGUCAUUCAAAAACGACCAUUUCAGAACCACUGCAAUGACUGCGCGAACCAGAAGACCGAGUUGAAAAAAUGGGCUUUCCUUGCUGAGCCAACAACACUAUCAAAACGUCUCCACGAAUUCCCCUUUUCGGCCCUACUGGAGGGACAUCUUCCUGCAUCUGCAGACCACUCCCUCGUUGCUGUGCGGUAUGACUUCAUCGCCGAGGUGAAACCCAAGUCGGGUCCUACCCUCAAGCUAGUCAAGACCAUUGACGUGAAACGCUCGCUGUCUGUUCCGGAGAAUCCUCACCACUCUGUCCGCAUCUUUCCGCCAACCAACAUUGCCGCAUCCGUCCAUUACCCCCAAGUCAUCCACCCAAUCGGAAGCAACACUCUGACCCUUCGCCUCGAUGGUAUUGUCAAGACCAACUCCGACGUGAAGACAGUGGAAUACUGGAAACUCAAGCGCCUCUCCUGGAAGCUCGAAGAGCAUCUCAACAUCGUUGCGCCUGCGUGCCAGAAGCACAUGCCAAAAGAUGCAGAGAACGGCGAGGCUCCCAAGAAGGGAGUUAAACGAACCGAUGCCAGAACUGUCGGAUCGGCUGAUCUGAGCAGCGGUUGGAAAUCCGAUUACUCGCCCAGUGGCAAUGUCGAGAUGGAGCUGGAGUAUCAGUGCAACCCCAGUUCCAAGGCUGUCUGCGACAUGAAGAGCCGCGAUGGCACUGAAAUUACCCACCAACUGGUUGUUGAGAUGGUUGUCGUGCAAGAGUACGCGCCUAUCAACCAGCCGAAGAACAUCACUCCCACAGGCGUCGCCAGAAUCCUUAGGAUGCACUUCGGAACUGUUGUGACCGAGCGCGCCGGCCUGGGUGUCAGCUGGGACAACGAGGCACCACCUAUCUACCAAGACGUCCCGCCCAGUCCGCCGGCGUACUUAUGUGAUAUCCCCUACGAGGCGGUCGAACUCGGCCCAUCCAGCUCUGAGCGCAACAGCGAGGAUGUCCAGUAA
Pseudomassariella vexata is the source of this 1476-nucleotide messenger RNA. Its product is annotated as arrestin. The transcript is spliced from 2 exons. The record is from RefSeq and is a predicted model, not a curated record. Bases 1 to 1476 code for a protein of 491 amino acids. Lineage: Eukaryota; Fungi; Ascomycota; Sordariomycetes; Amphisphaeriales; Pseudomassariaceae.